Molecule: messenger RNA, 979 nt
Organism: Mixia osmundae IAM 14324
Lineage: Eukaryota; Fungi; Basidiomycota; Mixiomycetes; Mixiales; Mixiaceae
Exons: 12
Coding region: 177-833 (218 amino acids)
Biological process (GO): protein peptidyl-prolyl isomerization; protein folding
Cellular component (GO): fungal-type vacuole; endoplasmic reticulum
Molecular function (GO): peptidyl-prolyl cis-trans isomerase activity
Source: RefSeq, a predicted model, not a curated record
AGAUGUCGAAGCUGGCGUCCAGGUAGGACUCCCUGCGCUUGCGGCGGCUCAUAUGCUCGCUCGGGCCGUGUGCGAUUGCAGCGUCAAGGCAUCACUCCUCCUCCUCGUCGCGUCGUCGCCGCUGUCACCUGUUGCGUUGCCCAAAGUCGACGACAUUUUGAGCUUCACAGACGACAAUGAGGCUCACGUUCAGCACCAUCCUCCUCGCUCUCGGCACAGUGCUGCUUGCAACAAGCCAGACUGCAGCUCAGAAAGGCCCCAAAAUUACCAGCAAAGUCUUCUUCGACAUCAAGCAAGGCGACAAGGAUCUGGGUCGCAUCGUCAUCGGACUGUAUGGCAAGACAGUCCCCAAGACCGCUGAGAACUUCAGAGCGCUCGCGACCGGCGAGAAGGGCUAUGGAUACGAGGGGUCCAUCUUUCAUCGUGUGAUCAAGCAGUUCAUGAUCCAGGGAGGUGACUUUACCAACUUUGACGGCACGGGCGGCAAGAGUAUCUAUGGUAACAAGUUCCCCGACGAGAACUUCAAGCUGCGUCACACUGGCCCGGGCGUACUCUCAAUGGCCAACUCGGGCAAGGACACCAACGGCUCACAAUUUUUCAUCACUACCGUCACGACAUCUUGGCUAGAUGGCAAGCAUGUCGUCUUCGGCCGAGUCAUUGAGGGAAUGGACGUCGUCACCGCAGUCGAGAACACGUCCAAGGAUGGCCGCGAUCGCCCACUGGAGAAGAUUGUCAUCGCCAAAAGCGGAGAGCUGCCUUCAGACGCAGAGCCUGAAGAAGCCGUCGUCGACAGCGGCGAAACCAAUCAGAUCCCUCUGCGUGCCGAUCUUUGACUAUCGCGUGUCAUGCGAUGGCAGGCCGCCAUCUUCUAGAGCGCUUGCUCCAGCUAGCCGGUUAGCAGAGAGCAUACACAAAAAGAAAAAGUACUUCGAUGCAGAUGUCAUUAACGCGAUCGAGAUCACGAAAGAGCGCGCGCGUC